AGUCACAGAUAACAACACUUGAGAGAGUUAUAAGAAAGAGCUCUCUCUCUCUCUCUCUCUCUCUCUUCCUCUCAGCAUCAUCAUCACCACCAAAUCGCCGCCAUGUUCAGACAAGCUUCUCGCCUCGUCUCCCGAUCUAUCACCGCCAAAUCGGCGACAAACCGUGCGUUUUCAACGGAAGUCCCGUCGACGAUCGAUUCGAGUUUCGUGGAGGCAUGGAAGAAAGUCGCACCGAACAUGGACCCGCCGCAGACUCCUUCUUCCUUCAUGAAGCCUCGUCCAUCGACUGCUUCCUCGAUUCCGACGAAGCUCACCGUCAAUUUCGUCCUCCCUUACGCAUCUGAGCUUUCCGGGAAAGAGGUCGACAUGGUCAUCAUUCCCGCGACAACAGGACAAAUGGGUGUUUUGCCUGGACACGUUCCAACAAUCGCUGAGCUCAAACCCGGUAUCAUGUCCGUCCACGAAGGUACUGACAUCAAGAAAUACUUUGUGAGCAGUGGAUUCGCAUUUCUCCACGCAAAUUCCGUUGCUGACAUUAUCGCAGUUGAGGCCGUGCCGCUUGAGAACAUCGACGCAAGCCAAGUCCAAAAGGGUUUAGCUGAGUUUACACAGAAACUUGCUUCUGCCACAACAGAUCUUGAGAAAGCAGAAGCACAGAUUGGUGUCGAAGUUCACAGUGCUAUGAACGCAGCUCUCUCGGGCUGAUGAUGAGUGAAAGUCUCUUUUUUACUACUACAAAUGAUGGAAUAAAUUAGAAAAUGAUUUUAUUUUUCCUUGUCGUAAUUGUGUUGGACUUUUUGGAAUAAAUGAUUUUGUUGAAGGCACAAACCAACAGAAAGUUAUUAUUCUUCUCGACU
Brassica oleracea var. oleracea is the source of this 857-nucleotide messenger RNA. RefSeq names its product ATP synthase subunit delta', mitochondrial-like. The coding region runs from base 103 to 705 and encodes 200 amino acids. The transcript has 2 exons. The record is from RefSeq and is a predicted model, not a curated record. Gene Ontology annotation, molecular function: proton-transporting ATP synthase activity, rotational mechanism. Lineage: Eukaryota; Viridiplantae; Streptophyta; Magnoliopsida; Brassicales; Brassicaceae. Gene Ontology annotation, biological process: proton motive force-driven ATP synthesis.